Camelina sativa (false flax) is the source of this 1281-nucleotide messenger RNA. RefSeq lists its product as uncharacterized. The record is from RefSeq and is a predicted model, not a curated record. NCBI's taxonomy places the organism in Eukaryota, Viridiplantae, Streptophyta, Magnoliopsida, Brassicales, Brassicaceae.
AUGGAAACAGAAUUUCCUAAACGCCUAUUUAGAGAUGGAUUUGAGCCACAAGUGAAGAAGAUUAACAAUUCCUGUCGAAUUUCUAUCUUGGGCAAAGUCAAUCAAGCAUUACCUAAAGAGUAUGAGAAAGUGAAGAAUGAUCCAGUCUUUUCACAUGUGUUUGCAAUCUACGAGAAUGGUUUAGGGUAUUCAGGGCGUUUGAUACACAGCAUGAUGUCUAGGCAAUUGGUUACAAAGAAAAAAAGAGAGAUAUGGUUUGUGUUUGGAGGGAAGCCACUCAGAUUUUCAAUGCAAGAGUUUCAUGCUAUGACUGGGCUCAAAUGCACUGCCGAUUCUAGUUGUGAUUUAGAGAAUUGGAAAGAUGAUGGUGGGUUUUGGAGCAAAUUGAUGAAGAGAAAAGGUCUGACUAUUAGCAUUAAGAGCUUGGUUGAUGUGCACUUACCUGUAAUUCACGAAUGGAGUGAGAUAGAUAAGAUCCGAUUGGUGUAUCUUCUUGUGAUAGCUGGGUUGAUUAUGGCUAAGGAUGAGAAAAAGUAUAUUCCACUCAAAUACAUCCAGAUGGUAAUGGAUCUUGAUAAGGUGAGGACUUAUCCUUGGGGUCUUAAAGCUUUUAAAAGUCUUGCUAAGUCUAUCAUAGAAAAAAGAGAAGAUUUGAAGAAGAUCAAUAGCUAUGUAUUAGAUGGUUUCUCAUAUGCAUUUCAAAUAUGGGUGAUGGAGGCAAUUCCAGACAUUGGAAAGUUGUUGGGAGAAAAGAUUAUCAAAGAAUUUACAGUAGCUCCUCGAUGUUCUAAUUGGAAAGGCGCAGCCAAAGUAUCAUAUGAUGAAAUCAUCCAACUAGAAAGUACAUUUGGACCAAAGGAUAUUGUUUAUCCAUACAUAUCUAUUACUGGCGAUUUCGACGUUGUUGACUCCAUUAAGUUUUUAUGGCCUGACGAAACUAGCGAUGGUGAAGUCGAUAAUUUGAAAGCUAAGAUCAGUUCUGGAAAUGAUUUUGGAGACCAUAUUUGGGGAACUGUACAAAUUGAUGAUGUGGAGGGUGAACAUAUUCAAGUAAAAGAUGAUGUUGGCAGUGAGGUGUGCGAAGAAAAUCAAGGGUCUAGUGCAACAAAGAGUGGUGAGAGUAUGCAAGCUGCUAAUGAUGAAGAGUCAGGUUGCAAGAGGAAGAGACAACCUGAUCAUGGUGCAGAGAAGAGGAAAAAAAAACUGCUCUAUGAGCGAGCAGCAUCAACACAUCGAGCUGCUACAUAUGAACAAAUGAAGUCUUUUAUUAGUGUGUUUUAG